UCCGUGUGGAGCGCUCGCUCAACUCCCUCUCAGCUCGCGGUUCAAAAGAAGCACACGCAUGCACAUUGAUUAGAAGAGCGGGGCGGGCUCCUUGGAGUUAGUGGAUCAUAGAGAAGUUGCCUGGUCACCCCACUAAACGUGAGGCCAAAGGAUAAAAAGCGCUUUAGUAGACUGACCGGAAACUAGUCCGUGUCUUUUGGAAUGGCAGACCUCGGUGUUUCUCUGUUCCUGCUGACAGGGACCGUGUUUCUGAGCGAAGUGACGAGGAGGACUGCAGUUAAACUGUUUGCCAAGUCGGAUUAUUGUCCAUACGUGUUGGAAAUCAUUUCGACCUUCCAGCUAUGCGCUUGUACACACGAGUUGAAACUACUAGCUGAAGUGGGCCGAGUAGAUCUGCAGGUCGGGCUGACCCUCACGUAUCUCAUCACUGUGGUCCAUGGGCUGACGUUCCACGGAGCCAUCUGCAACCCCUCUGGCACCCUUGAAAGUGUCUACCGUAGGAGACUCACCGGUAGAUGCGCAGUAGUGCUGAUUGUGUGCCAGUUUCUUGCUGCCAUGGUGGCACGCUGUGUAGUGCCAUAUGUAUGGGCACUGGGGUUGUCAGAUAUGCACGCUAGGCACAAACUGUUCGGAUUUAAAUGCAUCAGUCCGAUUAAUGCUCCGCUUUUGAAGGCUACUGCAGUUGAGCUGGGAUGCGCUUUCGCCGUGCACUCUGCUGCUAAACGGAUGCAAAAAGUCGACGACAAAUACAAAAUUCAUCUAAUAGCAGCUGUAAUCACAAUCGUGGUCUAUGCAGGAGGGAGUAUCACAGGAGCAGUGUUCAACCCAGCACUGGCGUUUUCAACACAGUUUCCAUGCAGCGGGAACACCUUUACUGAGUACUCAUUGGUGUACUGGUUGGGGCCAGUGUUAGGCAUGGCCGGCUCAGUGCUGCUAUUCGACAAAAUUAUCCCGAUGGUAUCUGGGAAGAGCACUUACCGCGAUGACCUGCACCCCAAUGGCUUCCAGGAGAAGAAGAAGAACUGAGCUCCAAACUGGACAUCUCUCCACUGUUGGACCCAGCAGUGGAUUACUGUACACAUCUCCUAAGCAUCCGUGAGCUCACUUAGUCAAUAAUUAUAGCGCACAGUGUAGGCCUAAUCAAUGGGAGUGGAUGUUUUAGUGUGUUAACUGACAUGUACCUCAUCAACACCAUUUUUUCACUUUUAUAACUUUUUUGAGCCAAACCAUGUUGAUAUAUGGUUGUGAAUAUAGGUUGUGAAUAUAAGUUCAGAAGUAGUGUUGAGAUAUCAUGGCUAUUGUAAUUUGUUUAAUUGAACAAUAGUAUAGAGCUUGAUAGCAUAAAAAUAUCACAGGGUAUAACAUCAUAACUGGAAGAAGUUAUCAUCUUUAGGCUUGUAAUGGCACAAGCAGCUGCUAUGUUCAUUUAGAGAAGACAAGCCUCACUGAAAUUAGAUUCUGACCUACAGAGACUGUGCAAACAUAGUUCUGUUUUAUUUCAUUUUAUGUUAUUGUCUCAAUGUUUUGUCAGUGUCCUCUUACAAUGGUUAAGUUAUCUAUUACCGUUCUUGUUCUUCAUCAUGUAACUCUUAAGUUGAAACAUUCCCUUUUAAAGAAGCACAUGAGGACUAGCUGGAUAAGUAUGUUAUAUAAUGAGGAUUUUUACAUUUGAUGAGUGUGUGACGUUUAAGCACAGUUUUUCUUGGUGCCUUUGGAACUUUAGCAAGGAGUCUCGGGGCAAGCUGAUCCUUCUCGAGCCUGACCAUUAGUAAACAAUACCAUGGCAAACCAUUAGUGUGCCAUAUACAGUUAACCGUUUAAGCCAAAGAUGGUGAACUUGUCUUUUAGGCAAGCAGAGGCUCGGCCACUCACUGCACAUGUCAUACGUGAUACUAAUCAAUUUUAAAUGUGGUUGUUGGUCUUCCACUGAAAUCGGUUGUUAUCAACCAAUUACAGCAUUUAUAACAAUGUAAGACAUUGUAAUAAAUCAGUUCAUUUUGUUAUAGUGUUGAGUAUGAAAAAUGUAUUUUAUGCGAUUCUAAUAGUAUUAUAAUAGACAUUUGAUUGUUUAUGUAUGCUUUGCUCCAGGAAGACAGACUGCAAUUAAUAUUUUAAAUUGCUCUACUUGAAAGAGAAGUGUCAAAAGCAGUUUAUUAUCCAUAGCAGGCCCAGCCGAUCUUGAAGUCCAUGUGAAGUAGCAGGUGUCCUAUACAGGGUAUACGAGACAGAAACAUGUGUUACCAGUUGCCAAUUUUUGGCAACACUUUUCGCUAGUUAAGGUGAAGGUGCAAGAUUGGGACAAUUUCUUUGAAUUUCUUUGAACUUUAUGAUAUGAAAAUAAGGAACUUGGGGUGGGGGGGGUGGAUCUCAAUCCCAGACGCCUCAAGAGGUGCUGUUUCGCGGGAUCGAGUCCGUGUGGCCUGUGCAAGGCGUGUGCAAGGCUGAACAGCGCAGGUUCCAAACAACGCAGGUUACAAUAGCAAGUCCAAUAUGUUUAGGGAAAAAUAUUUUUGUCACUAAAAUUAAUGAAUAAUUGUAAUAAAUAACUGUAUAUUGAUCAAAAUAAUUGUGUUUAUUACUUUGGCCGUAAUCGUGCAGCUGUUUUAACUAUUAUAUUAUUUAACAUCAUGUUUUGCAUUUUCAUGCACUGGUUAAUCCUUGGAAUUGCAUUUCUAGUUUGAGUAGGCCUAUUACUGCUUGGGACAUUUCUCCUCCACAUAAAAUUAGAGAAAAACUUUCAGUGACUGAAACAAACUGUCUCUACACAGGAAACCACUGGUGUAACUGCCGUGUCUCCUACCUACGCUGGCUGGCUGACUGACAAAUGUCACGUAUGCUUUUGGUUUGCAUGUAGCCUGUAGCCCCAUAAAGUGUAAGCUACA
This is a messenger RNA of Alosa sapidissima (American shad), 2882 nucleotides long. RefSeq names its product aquaporin 11 (gene aqp11). The transcript is spliced from 3 exons. Gene Ontology annotation, biological process: transmembrane transport. Bases 202 to 1026 code for a protein of 274 amino acids. Gene Ontology annotation, cellular component: cytoplasm; membrane. The record is from RefSeq and is a predicted model, not a curated record. Lineage: Eukaryota; Metazoa; Chordata; Actinopteri; Clupeiformes; Clupeidae. Gene Ontology annotation, molecular function: channel activity.